Molecule: messenger RNA, 908 nt
Organism: Phialemonium atrogriseum
Lineage: Eukaryota; Fungi; Ascomycota; Sordariomycetes; Cephalothecales; Cephalothecaceae
Exons: 3
Coding region: 158-553 (131 amino acids)
Source: RefSeq, a predicted model, not a curated record
UGACCCCUCUUGCCCCUCCAGCUUCGUCCAGGCUAUAUCACCCAACGACCUUCCUCCAUCUCCAAAUCUUCAUCGACAAUCAAUCCAACUUCAACCCGCCUGAGUCGCUGAAUCCGAACACUUAACCAGUCAACACCACUCAUAUCCAUCAGCCACCAUGUCCAGAUCGCGAGCCCCCAUCCUUCUCGGCCUCACCGCAGCCGGCGGCGUCGGCUACUACCUGUACACAUCCGGUGGCCGGCCCAAGGUCGCCGAGAAGCAAUUCGAGAGCGACGUCCACAAGGCCACAGCAAAGGCGAAGGAAGUCCUCCCCCACCGCGGCGCCGAUGCCGAGAAGGAGGGCAAGAAGCUCGGCCAGGAGGCCGGCGCCAAGUUCGACAACGCAGUUGCCGCCGCGAACAAGGAGUACUCGAAAGCAAAGAGCGAGGCAGAGUCGUACGCCAAGGAGACCAAGGCCGACACGAUGAAGAAGAUUGAUGAAUUUGACCGCAAGGUGGAGGAAGGCACCUCCAAGGCUAAGAGCGGGAUCUCGGGCUGGUUCGGAGGGAAAUGAUUUGUUGCGUCGUUUCGGUUUCCUUAAGGUGAUGGAUGGAUGGAUAGUUAGGUUCUCUGGGUUGUGUAAUUGUGCAAUUGAAUUUCGCUUCGGCAGAAUGGACAUGGAAUUUUUGGAGUAGCAAACUCUCUGCUUUCAACUCGGGGUUGGGAUGACUUGUAACUUUGAAAUAUCACCACGUCUCAACUGUUCAGGCCAAGUCCGUAUGUAUGCUAAUGGUAUCCAUGCGUACAUCAUUCACGAAUUCGUGUUAGAGAACAUGUAGCAAACAAGGGAAUUAGGAUUCUCUUCCCAGGAUAUCACGCAAGUACAGACUACCUAAUACAUCAUCACCCCGGUAGUGCCCACCGGCCCG